GUAUACUGUAAACGUGUUUCCUCUUCGAACAGAAGCGUGUCGUUACCACUCGUCCACGCAAUUUUGACAUCUUGUCCAUCCUGCAACAGAGCGUUCUAUUACCGAACCCGAAGAGCAGCUCAAGGACUACAGCUGGCAGCGUCAAGCCCGAUCAAUCAGCAUCAACGUAUACUUUUUACCGUCUCCGCGUCGUCUAUCGGCCGGUGUUCCAAUUAAACCUCAGCUGGUCGCAGUGUCGCACGGUCACUCGCGUCCGCAGACGCGCCGUGGUCCGCAGGGAGCUUCCGUUUCGUCAGAGUCCUCUUUUUCGAUCUCAAUCGAAAUUCGUUCCGCGCUUUGCAUCAUCCUUCGCAGCGGAGGCUCGACCCGCAAAGGUCAACAAUCGGAUCCCUGAUCGAUCAAUCCGAAGUCCGCGAACGAUUCCGCCAGCGUUCCGUCGCUCCCCACUUACUUGUCCCGCCGGAAGUACGAUCGGCCAAUCCGUGGAACGAACCAGCAGGACUUUGCCGGUACCUUUGUCGAUCGUAUAAAAGCCACGAGCUGCAGAGAUGUCGGCGAGAAUCGAUCCGAUCCGCUGGUCAAACUUGGUCGGCAACGGUUUACGCGCCACCAGGAACUUUUCCGUCGUUGCUGCCUCUUUCAGAAGAUCUUCUGUUCUACAUCCCGGCAAUCUUCGAUACAUAAAAGUUGCCCAGCCGAUCAAUGCCCCCGGGGCUAAACAAACUGCACGGUUCGCGAGUUUGAUCCAUCGAACACCCUUAGGAUACGGAAAAAUAUUCGGGAUGCCCCACGUGUGCGUUGACGUUUAUCAGACGCGGGUGUCGUCGUUAGCCACCCACGCGGCGAAGAAUCCCGCCCUUAACAACAGUUACGAGAACAUUGGCAAAACACCAUUGUUAAACGCGUUGACAGAAUCUCUCGCUCCCAAGCUUCGAUCGUACAUCGAGGAGUGUGCGUCCAUUUGUUGUCCAAAGGAUAUUUACAUCUGCGACGGAAGUGACUCGGAAUACAAUCAACUGUUGAAGCUCCUCGAGGAAAGCGGAACCGUCUUGCCGCUGCCAAAGUAUGAAAACUGUUGGCUCGCUAGAACGAAUCCAGCGGACGUGGCACGCGUCGAGAAACGCACGUUCAUCAGCACCGAGUCGAAGCGUGAUACGAUCCCUAUGCCACGCGAUGGUGUUACCGGAGAACUGGGUAACUGGAUUUCUCCGGAUGACAUGGACAAGGCUAUUCUAGAACGUUUUCCUGGAUGCAUGAAAGGUAAAACAAUGUACGUUAUCCCAUUCAACAUGGGUCCCCUGGGAUCUCCUCUGUCAAAAAUUGGAAUAGAGAUCACCGACUCUCCGUACGUGGUCUGUUCGAUGCGAAUAAUGACCAGAAUGGGAAAGAAAAUUCUCGACAACCUUGGGAACAACGACUUCGUCAAGUGUUUGCACUCCGCCGGUGUACCAAAAUCAGAUUCAAAAGUCGCCGUGAUGCCUUCAUGGCCGUGUGAUCCUGAGAGAACGAUCAUCCUACACAGACCGGCGAAAAACGAGAUAGUUUCUUACGGAAGCGGUUACGGUGGAAAUUCAUUGCUGGGCAAAAAAUGCUUUGCCUUGAGAAUCGGCUCGACGAUCGCCAGGGACGAGGGAUGGCUUGCGGAGCACAUGCUCAUACUGGGUAUUACGAACCCAAAAGGUAAAAAACGUUAUGUCGCCGCCGCGUUUCCGAGCGCUUGCGGAAAGACCAACUUAGCAAUGAUGCAGCCGACUUUGCCGGGUUACAAAGUCGAGUGUGUUGGCGACGACAUCGCUUGGAUGAGAUUCGAUCAGGAGGGAAGACUUCGCGCUAUCAAUCCUGAAAAUGGGUUCUUCGGUGUGGCACCUGGAACCAGCUACGCCACUAAUCCAAACGCUAUGAAGACUAUCUUCAAGAACACCAUCUUCACCAAUGUGGCGACUACCGGCGACGGUGGUGUCUUCUGGGAAGGAUUGGAAAAAGAAGUCAGUGAGGACAUUGAGAUUACUGAUUGGCAAGGCAAAAAGUGGACCAGAGGAUCCAAGACACCUGCCGCGCACCCAAAUUCCAGAUUCUGUUCGCCAGCUAGCCAGUGUCCCAUUAUUGACCCAGCUUGGGAAGAUCAAUACGGUGUUCCCAUAGAUGCUAUCCUUUUCGGUGGUCGCAGACCCGAGGGGGUCCCUUUGAUUUAUCAAGCAAGGAACUGGCAGCAUGGUGUCUUCAUAGGAGCCGCAAUGAGAUCCGAAGCGACUGCUGCUGCAGAACAUCAGGGUAAGGUAAUCAUGCACGACCCAUUCGCGAUGAGGCCCUUCUUCGGCUACAACUUCGGCCAUUAUGUCAGCCAUUGGUUGAGCAUGGUCAAUGUGGAGAACGCUAAACUACCAGCAAUAUUCCACGUGAAUUGGUUCAGGAAGGGAACGGACGGUAAGUUCCUCUGGCCAGGAUUCGGCGAGAACUCCCGGGUUCUGGAUUGGGUUCUCCGCCGGAUCGACGGCGAGGACAUCGCUGUUAGUUCUCCGAUCGGUCUUCUGCCGAAAUUAGACUCCUUCAAUCUGGAUAACAUGAAAGAAAAUCUUAACAUGCAGGAAUUGUUUAGAUUGCCAAAAAGUUUCUGGCAAAAAGAAGUUGAAGAUCUUAGAAAGUAUUUCGAUGCGCAAGUUGGCGACGACUUACCGGAAGCCAUUCGCUUCGAGCUCGAUCAGCUUGCUCGUAAUAUUGAACAGCUUUAAUUAUUUCAUUUUUAAAUAUUUUUCAAUGUUCUUUUUAAUUCCAAUGAAAUUGAUUUUGAUUUAUUAUGAUCUAUUACGUCGACACUUAAUUAAAAUUAUUCAAGGUCGAUUGAAAUUUUAUAAAAAUGGAGACCUACUUUAAAUUCUAGGUGGAUUAGUUUCUGGUACGGGUGUCUGGUAAUUAUUUACAGUUUUAACGUUAAAACGUGAACGUAGUAUUAUAACGCUUUUUUUACUCGAAUGCAAUCGUCACAGCUGCCCCUGAAAAUUUUCAAUUGUCCUAUUAACAAAAAUAAUUUCUGUGAUAUGUAUACGUAUCUAAAUGCAUAAUUCGUGAGUUUUGUCAUUUUAUUAUAAAAUUUGACGAUAUGUGAUAAACGGCUUUAAAACAUGAAAAUUUGUAACUAAUAAAUUCGAAGUUUAUGUGUCGAUCAGUAAACAAAAUAUUUGACUGUUUGCAAAGUGCUUACUUCUUAUAAAUAAAUAUCAGGUGCAGGAUUCUGGUAUCAUCAUUAUUGAAACAUGUUGAUGUUUUCAGAAAAUUUUAUUACUUCAAUUUGUUUUUCGUGUUCAUCGCUGAUAUGGGCGUUUGGCAGAAUUUCUUCGUUUUAUGAUUACUUGAAACAGUGUGAGAGCGUAAAAGUGUGCAAUGAAUGUCAAGUGUAGUCUCCGCCAUGAUAAAGCGGGGCCAUAAAAUUCUUCGAAAGAUAUGUUAAAUCCAGGCAUUGGCAUAGCAAUUUAGAGGAGAUAAAAAUUGAAAACUUCGACCAGAAUAAUAUAAGUUCAUGUCCUGGAAAUAUUUACUUCAAUGGGCGCCACUUGCAAUGACUCUUUUUAUGGCCACCAUACUUAUGGCGGGAACUACGAAACGAUUAUGGCAGGAACA
Molecule: messenger RNA, 3615 nt
Organism: Megachile rotundata (alfalfa leafcutting bee)
Lineage: Eukaryota; Metazoa; Arthropoda; Insecta; Hymenoptera; Megachilidae
Product: phosphoenolpyruvate carboxykinase [GTP]
Biological process (GO): propionate catabolic process; oxaloacetate metabolic process; response to starvation
Cellular component (GO): cytosol
Molecular function (GO): GTP binding; manganese ion binding; phosphoenolpyruvate carboxykinase (GTP) activity
Source: RefSeq, a predicted model, not a curated record